This is a messenger RNA of Drosophila montana, 616 nucleotides long. RefSeq lists its product as uncharacterized. NCBI's taxonomy places the organism in Eukaryota, Metazoa, Arthropoda, Insecta, Diptera, Drosophilidae. The record is from RefSeq and is a predicted model, not a curated record. The coding region runs from base 4 to 414 and encodes 136 amino acids. The transcript has 2 exons.
CCGAUGCCAAACAGUCGUAGUCGAAACGUUUCGCUGUUUGCUGCGUUUCAAGUGAGAGAUUUACAAAAAAAAAAAAAUAAUACACACAAAAUGCUGAAACCAGGGCUUUUUCACAUAGGCCUUUUGUUGGUGGUGCUGGGCCAAGCGCUGGCCGUUGACUACUCCAAUCCCAAGUCGCAGGUGGAAUAUAUAAGUGCGCAGCCAGGAGACAAGCCCAACAUUGUGCCAAUAACGCGGCCUCCGUUGCUUAACCAAACACCGCCGCCGCCGCCGGGCAACUCCAAGAAUUUUGCAUACAAUCCCAAAAGUCAAACCUGGACAAAGAUUGAUGCGCACGAUCCACAGCCGGAUGAAGAUACACUGGUCUGGAAUCAAAGCAAUGAUAAAUGGCUUACUAGAGUGCCAGGAUCUUAACCAAGAACACGCAACAAUAUUCGCGAACACGCACGCAAGUUUCGAUUAAAUCAACACGACACGCACGAAAAUUUAUAUCUCAAGCAAAGUGUUAAUCAAAUUAUUUACUUUUAUUUUAUUUUCGAAAUCUUAUAGAAAAUGCAUAUUUAUACACACUGUUUAUUACGCACAAUGCUAAUAAACGAUUGAAAAUAAAAAUGUA